Messenger RNA from Pistacia vera, 2470 nucleotides. RefSeq lists its product as uncharacterized. Lineage: Eukaryota; Viridiplantae; Streptophyta; Magnoliopsida; Sapindales; Anacardiaceae. The transcript is spliced from 6 exons. Gene Ontology annotation, molecular function: zinc ion binding; nucleic acid binding. The coding region runs from base 145 to 1989 and encodes 614 amino acids. The record is from RefSeq and is a predicted model, not a curated record.
CCAUACUCAAUACGAGCAUCAGUCACCGUCCUGAUAAUCCAGAUGAUGUGAGAAAAAUAGUCAACUCUUCCAUCAUCGCCAUCACCACCACCGCCACCGCCACAACCAACGGCAACAACGCUUCGUUUCUCUCGGAGUAGCAGAAUGCAAAAAGAUAUAUGUUUUUACUGUAGCAAGCCGGGUCAUUGGGCGAGAAUUUGCCCGAGCAAAACUCCCGAGAAGUCAUCACCUUCCUCCAGUCGUGGUGGACCCACAAGGAGGUGCGAUUAUCCCUUGAUCCACUGUCCAUGUGGUAAUGGAACUUGCCGCAUUUGGGUUUCUAAAACUGAAAAGAACCCUGAUAGGAGUUUCUACACCUGCCCUGUACAGGGAAGUGGAAAAUGUAAAUUUUUUAAAUGGUGUGACGAGAUGAAAAAAGAAGAUACAAAGAUUCCUCCUAAAUGUCGUUGUGGUGCAGGAACAUGUAGGAAAUAUGCUGAAGUUAAAGGACCCAACGUGGGUCGCAGCUAUUUUGUUUGUCCCAUAAAAAAGGGACUUGGGGCAUGCCUAUUCUUUGAAUGGGCAGAUAGUCAAUCAUCCAAAAGCAAAGGCUAUGGCUCACCUCAAUCUAUGUGUGAUAGCCACAAGGUUUUUGAUGAAACAAACAAUGAAUUGCAAACUGAGCAGCAUGAGAGGAUGGAAUCCAUUUUGUCAAACCCCCAAGAUUUCCCGAAUUCUGAGGCUGUGCCUACAUCUUCAGCCCAAGCUUAUGUACUGUUGAAGGAGAACCAAGAUUCUGGUAGGACAUCAAGAAUUUUGCCUGAAAAAGGACAUGAUCCAUCCCUAUGUUUGACUCCCCAAAAUGAAAAUACUGUCCCCAAUUCUACCAAAGGUGAUCUAGUCAUGCAGGAGGUAGAGUCAUGGGAUUCCACAAUGCAGAAAGCUUCAGUGGAUCGUCUAAUGUCUCAGUAUGAUAUUCAUUGCCGACAGAUGGAGUUUUGGAAGCAGAUUUCUGUUGCGGGCAUUUCAACCGCAGAUGUGAUUUAUCAAAGCUUAGGUCUCCAACUGGUGGGCUGGUUGGGCAGGCUUGCUUUCCCUCCUCCACGAUGUUUAAAAGAUCGUCCUCCCAGUCCUUUCUUUUGUGGUAUAUUUCCUUCAUAUGAUCUCAUCUUCGUUCCUAAAGACAGAAAUAUGCAUAAUCCUGAAGGCUUAACUUGCUUGCCAAGCCAGUCUCUUUCCCGCGGUGACGAUGACUAUUUAUUAUUGCCAAUUCCUGGGCAUGAUCUUCAGCUCUGGAAUGGUGAUAUCCGGAAGCCAUCAGGUUCAGGUCUCAAACGUUCUUCCACUACAAUAGAGGAUGAAAAUGUUAGAGAUUUUGUUGCAAGUUUAAUUUCAAAAUCUCUUGAGGUUCUGCAUAUUCAGAAUCAGCUUGUCAUGAUCCCGAACUUGAUCAGUCUGUCUAAUUAUGAUUCCAUGAAAGAAGCUGCACGCUUAUUUUUACCUCUUCUAGAUGGCAUGCCAGUUCACAAUGAUGCAUUUUCUGGUCGUGUGAAACAAUUCAUUGAUUCAGUGACAAGACUUUCUGCCGUAGAGCAGUCGAUCUGCAAUGAACAAUCCUUGCAAGGGUGUACUGAGCUGUAUAACAGUGAAAAGGUUCACUUGGGUCAUAUGUCUAAGGUCCAUGAGAAGGCUGUCUCUGACUUUACUUCUUCCAGGAAACAUCUUCAGUCACUUCGAGAAGAGGCUUCACUUCUUAGGGACAUGCUUCGCCAAAUUGAGGACAAGUUGUGUUGUUGUGAGGCAGAGACUGUAGAACUGAAGACUCUUCUAGAUAAGAUUAAUAGAGAUAUGCUGGAGUCCAAGAGACGCAUGCUAAAAGCUGAAGAAGCUUUGAAACUUUGCAAGCAGAGGGAAGAAGAGGGAUGUGCGGCAAAGGUUGCACUGGAGAAGAUAUGUUGGAGUAUGAAAGAAGUAUGUGGCUUGCCUUUGUGGAAGCGACAGAAACUUUGAACCUUUUUCAACAGAGAGAAGAGCAGCAAUAUGCUAUCGAGUAGCGUCAGAGAAGGCAGCUUUACAUCAUCCAGAACUAUAUAGCUGACUAAGCAGCAAUAUUAUAUUUCUUUUCGUAUAAUCUGAUGGGAGCCUCAUACUAACUAGUAAAUUGUAGAUGUCUCUUAUGUAAAUCCAUCCAUCCUUCUCUCUCAAUCUUUGUUCAUAUGCAGCUGUAUGUUAGAAUAAGUGAAGAAUAUGAAGUUUCUGAGGCGUUGUGCUUCCUUCUUGCUUUUGUUUCCUACUAUCUCAAAGCACCUCACAGCCCAUUUCAAGGAAAUGCUGUCCCUUUUCGCGAGGCAGUCUUACUUCUGUAGUUUCCCUUUCAAGACUUAUCUUCAAAAGAAUCAAAACUUUGAAUCUUUCUUUAAUAAUUCUCACACUGCUCUGUUCCUCAGUUGCCACAUGGAAUUCGAGAAGUUGAUCGUGACGGUGUGAUUAA